CUGCUCUUUAAAGAAACUUCUAGACAUGUGCCAAAAUUUUCUCCAACAUUUCCCGAUUUGGACAUAGGAGAUUCAGAUGAUGAUUACGUGGUCGCAACAGAUGAACGAAAAGAGGAACGAGAAGAGAAGCAUGGGCAAAAGUUAUGUGAAGAAGAAGUGCAGAAAAUGCCAGAUGGGACGGAAGUUCGAGUUAAAAAAACAAGGACGGUGAAUGUUCAACAAAGCAGAAAGCAGGUGACGAUAUCCAGUCGUGGUGCCGGUGGUCCAAGCAUAACUCGACAUUUUCAUGAUGGUAGGAAUGCAAUGAACGAAGAGGAUGAGGAUGAGAAAAGCGAAUUUUUUAAACGUGCUGGUCAAUCGACGAAAACGAAAAGCGUUGAGAGGACAAGCGAAGUUUCACAGUCGAUCAGUGAACGUAAAGAGCGAGAUGGUCGUGUAUUACGGGAAAACGCUGCUCAAAAACUUGACAGCUCUGCACUGAGUGCUCGCCAAACGGAUACUUUCUUAGGCUCCGCUUUGCUCGAUCGAAAAGGAGAGGGUACUUAUGAGGAAACCACCAGCAUGGUGCAUUGUGGACCACUGGCUGUUGGACCGCAACCAGUAAUUCCACCGAGAAAACACGUCGUGGAAUAUAUUCAGACGUUCGGCAACAAGGAAAAUACUGACGUGGAGUUUUUUCGUGGUACAACACUUUCAUCUUACAUUACGCUGAAUGACAACCUACGUUUUCACGAAGAACAAUUUCGAAAGAAGUUACAGUUCGAGUUUUCCUGUGCUGGAUCAUCGAGAGUAACUCCUGACUUCGCCAAUCUCUCCGACUUAUUGCAAGAUGCCGAAUUUGGACCUUUUCAACUACCAAUAAAGUGGGUAGAAGAUGAGAAAGAGGUGCAUAAAAGUAAUAUUCAGCGUUCUCUACUAUUUGCUGUUUUUUUUGUUCGAGGUGGUCCACGAGAUGCAUUGGUUGUGCACGCCACAGAGCAUAACGCGUCAGUACUUUUCCAAGAGGCAUUCCUUGUUACUUAUCGUACAUUCAUUUGUUCUCAUGAUCUCAUUAAUAAAUUAAUCACAAGAUACGUGUAUAUGUCCAUGUCUGGUGAUCGUGCAUCACAGUCUGCUGCUCGUUUGUCAUUUUCCAUAUUAGUCCGAGUAGUAGACGAGUUGACAAGUUACGAGCUAAGUGAAGCACUUGUGCACACUGUAACUUCAUUUGUUUACCGGCUCAUUCACGACGGAAACCUUAUCUAUGCACGGCUUCUGAGGUAUUUUGAAUGUAUUCUACUCAACAAAACUUUUAAAAUUGCUUUCUACUUUUUCUACCUAAAAAUUCUUUCUUUGCUUAGGACAUACACACUGUUCGAUUUUCGAUCGUCGGAUAUUGCUCGUCAAAUGACAUGUAUAGAUGCUCAAUUAUUUCACCUCAUCGAGCCGCCUGAACUUCUUUGGUGGGCACAAGAACAAGACGAGAUGAAAAGUCCGAAUUUGGUCGCGUUUACCGAACAUUUCAAUAACGUAUCAUUCUGGGUGCGAACGUUGGUGAUAACACCAUCUAACAGUAAGGAAAGGGAAAAGUACAUGUUGAAGUUCAUCAAAAUUAUGAAGCAGUUGCGACAACUCGGCAAUUUCAACUCGUACUUGGCACUGUUAUCGGCAUUGGUUUCAAGUCCAUUGGCACGUCUGGAUUGGAGUAAAGCUAUCACAGAUGGGCUAAGGGAACAUGCCGAAGUGAUGGACACCUCUCAUUCGUAUAAAAACUAUCGCCUUCUGCUACAAAUGGCGUCACCGCCCACGGUUCCGUACAUCGGUGUCGUCCUACAGGAUCUCACAUUUGUACACGCCGGUAAUUCCGAUAUGCUGGCAGCCGAGCGGUGUGGCGGUAGACGAGGCUUGGUGAACUUUUUGAAGCGAUGGCAUCAGUACGCAAUCCUGGACAGCAUUCGCAAAAUGAAACGAUGGUGA
Molecule: messenger RNA, 1956 nt
Organism: Angiostrongylus costaricensis
Lineage: Eukaryota; Metazoa; Nematoda; Chromadorea; Rhabditida; Metastrongylidae
Source: the annotation of a GenBank genome assembly